Messenger RNA from Python bivittatus (Burmese python), 3881 nucleotides. The record is from RefSeq and is a predicted model, not a curated record. Lineage: Eukaryota; Metazoa; Chordata; Lepidosauria; Squamata; Pythonidae.
UUUAUUUAUUUAUUUUAUUAAUUUAUUUAUUUUCAGGUGCUGUGUUCCCAACCAUUUUAGCUUAACCCAUUACCCAAAGUAGCUCUUGUGGUUAAUUUAUCUUUCAGCGUGUCAUACAAAUCCAUAAUUGAGUAACUAUGAUCCUGUUAACCAUGGCUAUGAGGAUCAUGGAAAUACAUCCACUGCCUUCUCUGUAUUUAGAGCAGAGGAUCAUUAUUGUUUCCCAUAACCCCCUUACAUCAUUUUCAAAACAAAAUAAUUUUGCUCAGAAAUAUCAGGCAGGAUAACAUCAAUCAAUCUUGGUCAUCACCACCCAAGCCUAUUAUUUUGGGUUAUAUAGUUGCUCCACUGUGUUUAACAGGAUUCACUUGUACUGAGUAACCAAAUACAUACUGCGCAUUUGAAAUGCUACCCAUUUCAAGCCCCUUGUCAUAGGAAUAAUAUGCAUUAACCCCAUUCCUUCUCUGGUCAAGAGUAGCCAGGAUCUCCAGUCAGCAUCAGAUUUAAUCCUGAAAAGGCCUCUUACACAGCUACAACUUAACCUAAAUGCUGGAUUAGCAGAAACAUCCGUGGACAAGUCUAGUUUGGGUUCGACCAAUCUUCGAGGCUAUUUCAGGCCUAAUCGUUUGCUUAGAAGGACCGCUAACUGCAUGUGGUCCGGAAACGGCUGAGGACGCGCUGCACGAGGCAGCAAACCGCUCCCGGGCGCUGACGGCCGGGCAGCACCGAAAUGCAAGAGCCUCGUCCGUCCUCCCAGAAUAGGUCCCCUUGGGCCUCGCGUGCCCACGCCACGAGCGACGAACGCCUUCUCACGUUCUCUAUCCCGGAGGAACAAGCGUCACAGAACCUUCCUCGCAGCCCUAAGCGGCAAGGGCCGUCCGCGCACCCAGCAGCGUCGCUCCGUAAAGAGGCUCGGCGGAGGCGCCUUCCCGUUUUUCGGAGGCGGAGGCGCCUGGUCAGGACGACGGCCGUUUAUUUGUGCAGCCGCCCCAGCUCCCUCCGGCGAAGAAAGGCGCGGGGGGAGUCAGCGAGGAAAGAAGGAGCGGCUGCAACACGGCAGCUCCAUUUCAAGCGGAGGCGCGGGAGCCCGGCCGUCACGUGACGCGAUUCCUGGAAAGUUCUUGGAAAGCGGCCUUUGCAUUUUCACAGUUCCUGGAGUUGCGAGCAAACAAGCCGCGGGGAGAGGAAACGGCCGGGCACCCCGAAGCAGCGUCGAGAUCGCUCGCAGUGUGUUCGGGGAGGGGGGCAAGCGGAGGAGGGGGCCAGAUAUCUCCCUGUAAGCACGAGAAACCUGCCUCUUCCCCCACCCCCGCACUGAGCAGUAGUUUGCUCAGCCUACCUCAAAUGGGAAAGGAGGAAAGACGGGGGCAAUGCCUGCCUCGCCAUUAUUAAUCCCAGUCAUGACACACGCGCCCGCGUCACCCCACUUUCUGAGUUGUUUCGGUAUCGGCGCGCGCCAGGCAGAAAUCUCUCCCGCCAGCCACGGCUCCUCGCUCUUGUUUGCUUGGCGUCCACGCGUCACAUGAAUAUUUCCUGCCCCGGGUUGUAGGAGAAGCUCUCGCGGAGCACAACCUGAGCUCGCCAGCAAGGCGCCCAGCCGCCCCCCCGCCGGCCCUCUCGCCCUCAAGCAGCUGAUGCAGCGCUUGCCCUUCUCGUUGGCUCUUCCUUCUCUCCUCUCUCUCUCUCCUUGCUCUGCAACAAAAGCAGGGCUGAUCGCCGCAGCGAGCCUCCCCACGGCCUCUCCGUUUAAAAAGCGCCGCGCUAAAGAGACCAGCAUCCCGUCCUUUUGGGUUCUGCCGCGCUCGCUGGCGAGGCCGAAGGUAAGAGUUGGGCUGAGUGCACACGACUCUUCGCCCCAGGGCUGCCCACCGAUUAUUUCCUAGACAGCAGCCACUCUGCGUGCACGGGAAGGGAGGAGGAAGGCGUGCACCUUGGAGGUAGCCUGUAAGCCAGCCUUGAAAUCCCUGGCCAGGUGAGGCGCUUUCCCGGCGGGAGCUGUUCCCCCGCGUGGGCAAUGGGGAAGUCAGGGCAAUAGAGAGGAGGCAGAGAAAAGCGGGCGCCCUUCACCCCCACCCCCGGCAAUAAACAGGCUCUCCUUGCCGAGGGAUGCUCUGUCAGGAAGCGUUCGGAGCGGCGGAUUUCGACGGGCCCCGGUUCUUCUCUCCUCUCCUCUCUUGCAGAGCUCCAGGUUGCUGCGGGCGGGAGUCAGAUGGGCCGGGACGGCCGCCAGGACCUCCGUUAAGGGCACGGUGCUCCGUGCUGUCCUCCUCACGCGGUGGUCUGCUCCCAAAUGACCCUGCGCUCGGCCGAAUCCUCGGAUGGCACCGACAGGACUGGGCCCCAGUGGGAGGCUGGAGGAGCCGCGGCGGAGCCUGCUGAAAGAGAGCGUCUGGCCUCUGCCAUGCGGGAGUUGAGAUGCGCGGGAUGGUAUUGGGGAAACAUGAGUGUUGCAGAAGCAAAGGAAAGAUUACAAGAUACAUCUGAAGGGACUUUCUUGGUCAGAGACAGCUCUCAUUCAGAGUAUUUGCUUACUAUUUCAGUCAAAACCUCAGCAGGUCCCACCAACUUACGAAUAGAAUUUCAAGGUGGUAAAUUCCGUCUAGAUUCUGUUAUCUGUAUCCGAUCAAGACUCCAGCAGUUUGACAGUGUGGUUCACCUGAUUGAAUAUUAUGUCCUUAUGUGCAAAGAUAGAAGAAUGGUCUCUGAAAUACCUUCCAAUGGAACAGUCCAUCUUUAUUUGAAUAAACCUCUCUAUCAUUCAACUCUAUCGCUACAGCACCAGUGUAGAGUAGCGAUAAACAGAUACACAAAUGAAAUCCAGGAACUUCCUUUACCAACAAGACUGAAAGAAUUCUUAAAAGAAUAUCGAUAUCAGGUAUAAGUAUCUACUCAGCCUCAUUUUCAGAAAACAGAUCCUGAAUACAAUUUGUAAGAAAUCAAAAUCUUCAGCUGCGUGAAAAUAUUGUGUGGGUCACUGUGAAAAUAGUAAUGGUAUGUUAUUAUGUAUGUAUGUGUAUUUAAGGGGGGGGGACUUGGAUUUAGUGUUCCACUGUCGAAACUUUGGUGCUUCUCCAGGAAGGCCUUUAUUUAAAGGUCACUUUGAGAAAAGAAGCUGAGGGAAAAUGUGUUGCAGUGAGAACAAGGGCAUACAAGAGGAGGGUUUGCUGUUCUUCAGCAUCUAUGCACUCAGUCUGUUCCUAACAUAGAUGAGGCAGGCCUGCAUCAUUAUGGGUCUGCCACUUGAAUGGUUCUCUUACAGAAAGCCAGCCUGUGAAAUAUUACUAAUUCCCAAUUGAAAUGAUGUGGCUGCCCUUAAAAAUAACUUCUGAAUAAUGUGGGCCAGUCAGUGAUACCACAGGUACUUUAAAGUUAUCCAUGGUCCUCGUUCAGAGAGCAUAUUACAGUCAUCAGUAUUGAAAGAUUAAGGAAGAUUCACUGAUUCCUAGUGACCAUUUAUAGUUGGAAUGCUCCCCUCACAUCAGAAGGGCUAAGGGGAGGGGUAGGUACCUGGAUUUCAUGCACCAAAUGGCUAACAGUUCUGCAUUUAAGUCACUCUACGCUUUUUAUGAAGUUACAAAGGGAACAUAUUUUGGGCAAUAAAUUUCCAGCUAGCAUAAAAGAUUGGCAUAGAAGAGGCUGGUGAGAUUCAAUGUCUGAUAUUAGAUGAGUCUGAUGCUCAUUAUGUAUUUUGCACAUUAUUAAUUAUAAUUUACAAAUUAAUAAAUAGCAAGCUUUUAUUUCCCAAUUUUAUAGCACCUGAGUGUUUUCUUAUUAAAAACUUAUCUAGCAGUUCUUCCUGCUUAUGAAUACUACGUGAAACCUUUUAUUUAUUUAUUUUUGUGCCCUCAAGUCAGUGUUGACUCCCAGCAACUGCCUGGACA